AUGAACAAGAACAAGGCCGUUCAGGACUGGAUUCAAGGAGUCGGUGUUUCAUCCAGUCGAUCCUUGGUACAAACCACCAUUACGCGCGUUGCCCUCAAGCCCUUGUCCGAACUCCAUGUCCAGCACUUACUGACCGAUCUACUCUUACAAACGGCAUGUCAAACAAGCUGGUACACAAGCUACAUCUGUUGGAAGCCGAGAUGCCGACACUGCAACGAAAGCAAGUAUCCGAGCAACCAGGUGUUUGCAGCCUUUGCCGCCCGUGCCGUCCGAGACCCUGUGAAACAAGAAGACUACGCCCUUUGGACACAAGACUCGUACAAGAAAUGGGGCGCCGUGGGACUUGUGUUGCACCUGCAAGAGUCGAGUCUUCAGACCUUACCAAAGCGCCGCAAGUAUUUGAAGGCGCACUUUGGAAUCAAGAGUCGUCAAAGGUUUGACCGUGGCCUCAUGAGGAGCCACCGACGACUUUCGCUGGAACCUGCCAGCUCCGAAACUAAACUAAGUGGUUGA
This is a messenger RNA of Seminavis robusta, 513 nucleotides long. NCBI's taxonomy places the organism in Eukaryota, Bacillariophyta, Bacillariophyceae, Naviculales, Naviculaceae. The record is from the annotation of a GenBank genome assembly.